AUGAAGAUUUCACUGCCGACUCUAACCUUGCUGGCGCAGGUAGUCUACGCAGCCGACAAGAACGCCUGGAAAUCGAGAAGCAUCUACUUUGCCCUCACGGACCGCAUCGCCAGGAGCAGCAGCGACAAUGGCGGCGGAUCAUGCGGCAACCUGGGUGAUUAUUGUGGCGGCACGUUCCAGGGACUGCAGGGGAAACUCGACUACAUCAAGGGGAUGGGCUUUGAUGCCAUUUGGAUCACGCCAAUUGUAGCCAACAGUGACGGUGGUUAUCACGGGUAUUGGGCAAAGGACUUAUAUUCCGUCAACGCCAAGUACGGCAGCGCAGACGACUUGAAGAACCUCGUCAACGCCGCCCACGACAAGCAAAUGUACGUCAUGAUUGACGUCGUCGCAAACCACAUGGGCCCAUCUCCCCUCGCAGACCGCCAGCCCUCCCCCCUCAACGAAGCUUCAUCCUACCACACGCCCUGCCAAAUCGACUACUCGAACCAAACGUCCGUCGAAAACUGCCAAAUCUCCAACCUCCCCGACCUGGACACGCAGUCCUCCACCGUCCGCACCCUCUACCAAGACUGGAUCAAGUGGCUCAUCAAGGAAUACGCCUUCGACGGCGUGCGCAUCGACACAGUCAAGCAUGUUGAGCACGAUUUCUGGACGGGCUUCACCUCCGCUGCGGGAGUAUACACCAUAGGCGAAGUAUUCGACGGGGAUCCAAGCUACGUAGCUGGCUAUGCGAACUCCAUGUCCGGGCUGUUGAAUUACCCGGUGUACUACCCCCUCAAUAACUUCUACCAGCAAAAGGGGUCGUCGCAGGCCCUCGUCGAUAUGCAUGAUAAAGUUGGCUCCUUGUUUCCAGAUGCGUCUGCGAUGGGCACAUUUCUCGAUAACCAUGACAACGCACGGUUUCUCAAUCAAAAGAAUGAUGUGGCUCUUUUGAAGAACAGCCUUACGUAUGUUCUUCUCGCGCGGGGGGUUCCCAUAGUGUACUAUGGCACGGAGCAGGCGUUUUCAGGGGGAGCCGAUCCCGCGAAUAGAGAGGAUCUAUGGAGGAGUAAUUACAGCACGGGCAGUGAUUUAUACGGCUUUAUUGCCAAGGUGCUGGGGGUGAAGAAGGCUGCCGGUGGACUGGGUAGCAACGACCACACGCACUUGUUUGUGGAUUCGACGGCGUAUGCGUGGAGCAGGGAGAAUGGCACGGUGAUGGCGUUGACGAGUAAUAUUGGCGGUGGGAAGACGCAGCAGUAUUGUUUUGGGACCAAGGUGCCGAAUGGGAGGUGGAUGGGGGCUUUGGAUGGGAAGACGUAUAGUGCUGAUGGGGAUGGGAAGUUGUGUGCGAGUGUUGAUGAUGGUGCGCCGGUGAUCUUUGUGUCAUAG
This is a messenger RNA of Pochonia chlamydosporia 170, 1374 nucleotides long. Its product is annotated as alpha-amylase A type-3 precursor. NCBI's taxonomy places the organism in Eukaryota, Fungi, Ascomycota, Sordariomycetes, Hypocreales, Clavicipitaceae. The coding region runs from base 1 to 1374 and encodes 457 amino acids. Gene Ontology annotation, biological process: carbohydrate metabolic process. The record is from RefSeq and is a predicted model, not a curated record. The transcript is spliced from 3 exons. Gene Ontology annotation, molecular function: alpha-amylase activity; calcium ion binding.